This is a messenger RNA of Paraphaeosphaeria sporulosa, 1409 nucleotides long. Its product is annotated as peroxisomal adenine nucleotide transporter 1. Gene Ontology annotation, biological process: transmembrane transport. Bases 264 to 1280 code for a protein of 338 amino acids. NCBI's taxonomy places the organism in Eukaryota, Fungi, Ascomycota, Dothideomycetes, Pleosporales, Didymosphaeriaceae. The transcript is spliced from 3 exons. The record is from RefSeq and is a predicted model, not a curated record.
CAUCAGCCAUGGAAAGAAGCUCCCCUACGCCGGCUGGGAGCGCGUCUGUACUAGAGCGCCACGAUCCCAUCCCCGCAUCCUUCUGCUACUGCUCUCUUCCGCCUGUCUGAACCGUUGGCUCCUUUUGUUGUGGCCAUGAGAUAGGAAGUUCGUCACAGCAUACUAAGAUACCCCACAACCCCCGGUCACACCAACUGCCGCCCUAAGUCGCCGUUCAACGUCGUCACUCCGCUUUUGCGACUUUCGCAGUCGACAAUCCCACAAUGGCCGGCGCAUCUAAGCUGGAGAAGCUGCCGCCAUGGGGCAACGCCGUGGCUGGUUCUGCGGGCGCUGUGCUCGCGAAUGCGCUGGUGUACCCGUUGGACAUUGUGAAGACCAAACUGCAAGUACAGGUUAAACGUGCUCCCGGGUCCUAUGCCGAAGCUGCUGCCAGCUCCCCCGACCACGAACACUAUGCUUCCACCCUCGAUGCGAUAACGAAGAUCGUAAAGGCAGAAGGGGUCGCGGGACUGUACGCUGGCAUGACAGGCUCACUGAUUGGUGUCGCAUCAACCAACUUUGCCUACUUCUACUGGUAUACAAUCGUUCGCACUCUUUACCUGAAGUACUCGGCCGCUCCAGGAACAGCUGCUGAACUGGGACUUGGUGCCGUCGCUGGAGCGGUUGCCCAACUAUUCACCAUUCCGGUAGCUGUUGUCACGACGCGACAACAAACGACGACGAAACUUGAGCGGAAGGGGCUUCUUGCGACCGGGAAGGAGGUCAUAGACAGCGAGGAUGGCUGGACGGGGCUUUGGAGAGGCUUGAAGGCCAGCUUAGUGCUCGUAGUGAACCCAGCGAUCACAUACGGUGCCUACCAGAGAUUGAAGGAGAGCCUGUUCCCGGGCAGGACCGCGCUCAAGCCAUGGGAGGCUUUUGCCCUCGGUGCUAUGUCCAAGGCACUCGCUACCAUCGCUACACAGCCGCUCAUCGUCGCUAAAGUUGGUCUACAAUCGAGGCCCCCGCCAGCAAGGAAUGGCAAGCCCUUCAAGAGCUUCAUCGAAGUUAUGCAAUACAUCAUCGAACACGAAGGUGCCCUCGGCCUGUUCAAGGGUAUCGGGCCCCAGAUCCUGAAAGGUCUGCUUGUGCAAGGUUUCCUCAUGAUGACGAAGGAGCGUAUCGAGCUCUCCUUCAUUCUGCUGUUCAGAUACCUCCGCCAAGUGCGCGCCGAGAAGCUCCAGAAGCUUGCCAACAUCGCGGCUGAGAAGGCUCAGCAGAGCAGACCUGUUCUGCUCAAGUAGAUAUAUUAGAUGACCGGUUCGGUUCUGGAUGGAAUUUAUGUACAUUGCAUUUAGAGCUUAGAGCUCCUUGAUCGUUGGGCGUUUGGGCGGUCAACAUCUUAGGUAUACACGAAUGCAAGACUUCUUUUU